AUGCCUCAGUACUUUCCCAUGUACGUUAUCCCAGUGGAGGACGUGCUGAGCAUGACCAUGCUCCGGCCACACGAGGAGCUCCUGAAUGCAGGUACGUUGGUACAGUACGAGGAGGGCAGUCAAGGGAGUGUCAUGUUCAUCUCGCACCAGUGGGCUGGCUCGGACCAUCCUGAUCCUUUCUUUGAGCAGUUCAAGAUCUUGCAAGAGGCCUUGCGAAAGAUGAUGUCCAACGCCUCUGGGGUCAGUGCUAACAUCUUGGUCGAGAUGAUGUACGCUCAAGACACCAAGGGGGUCACAGCCAAAGAGCUCACCUCCCAGCCACUCUUUCUUUGGUACGACUACUUCUCCUGCCCACAGAUCGAAGCACAGAUGGGCAAAACAAGACAGCAGGCCAUCAGCAGCAUCGCGGCUUAUGUUGAGAAGUGCCAGUACUUCGUGGUCCUGUGCCCCCACGUCAGACACGCAGAGAACGAAGCGCUCACGAAGAAAAGCUGGGAAAGCCGCGGUUGGUGCAGGUUAGAGCGGGCCGCCGAGGGGCUGAGGCUCCAAGGGAAGACCGGCUUGUCCAUCGAAGCUCAGAUUCCCGUGGGGGAAGGCCAGUUCAGAAAGGACGAAGACCGGUCGAAGUUGGCCGAAGUCUUGUGUGACUUCGUGCCGGGCUUUAUCUCUGACACGACAGACCCGGCGGUGCUGACAGUGGAGCGCUUCAUGUAUCAGAAUGGCUUCCUCUCAAUCCGGGAGCCCGAUUCUGCUGGCUGGCCCCCGCUUUGCUAUGCGGCACUGGAUGGCAGCCCUAUGCUGUUGGCGAGCCUUUUGGAGCAACGAGCCGAUGUGAACAGCAGCAGCACCAAGUAUGACAAGCUCUUCAACUUCCCCUCCAGGAUGAGCGCGCUGUCGAUCUGCGUGGCGCUGAUGAACAACGACGCCUGCCGCGUGCUGAUCGAAGCCAAGGCCGAUCUUCAUGCGGAGGAUGACUUGAAGCACAACGCCACGCACUGGGCUGCGCUGGCGGGGAAUGCCGAAGCGCUCCAGCUCCUUUGCGAGCAUACCCCGCAGACAGCGCUCACUCCGAACAUGCUGGGCUUCUUGGCCUUCGGCAGCGCCUGCAUGGCGGGUUCGGUGGAGGCCACCAGCUUCUUGCGGGCCUACACCCCCCAAGCGGAAAUCGCUGGUAGCCUCCAUGUGGCCAUCCUCUGCGGCAGGGGAUCGGAAGAGGUGGUGGCGCAGCUCAUUGAAGCCAAAGCAGACAUGAACUUUCGACUUCAGACGCCUCUCCUGAGCCCUUUGGGCAUACUUUUCGCCUGCAUGGGACUGCGACAUCGCUGGACGGCGAGCACUCUGAGCACCUAUGCUUACCACCACGAGAACGCCACGCCCCUGAUGUGCAGUAUCAUCACGAGUUCGUUCGAGACUGCGGCUGCGCUCGUAGCGGCAGGGGCGCGCACGGAUCUUCGAAACUCCCGCGGCUGCUCUGUGGCCGACUUGGCACUGGAGAUGGGGGCGCCGGACUUCGUCAGAGAGGCGCUUCUUGGCCCCGGUGCAGCACGUGAGAAGCUGGUGGAGACGUAUGUGUUUCACGGGCUGAGGCGAGUCCCCAUGUAG
Molecule: messenger RNA, 1602 nt
Organism: Symbiodinium sp. CCMP2592
Lineage: Eukaryota; Dinophyceae; Suessiales; Symbiodiniaceae
Source: the annotation of a GenBank genome assembly